This is a messenger RNA of Phragmites australis (common reed), 1541 nucleotides long. RefSeq lists its product as uncharacterized. The record is from RefSeq and is a predicted model, not a curated record. The coding region runs from base 485 to 1417 and encodes 310 amino acids. NCBI's taxonomy places the organism in Eukaryota, Viridiplantae, Streptophyta, Magnoliopsida, Poales, Poaceae. The transcript has 2 exons.
CUUACAAAUGGACUAUUCCAGCUCUUACAAAUGGACUAUUGCCAUACAAUGAACCACACAAUUGUAUGGCAAUAAUGCAAUAACCAUCAAAACUCGAGGCUACUCCCAGCAGCCACUAAACAAUGUUCUAGUGUUCAAACAAGAGUUGGUGGUGCACCUGGUAAGAAAGCCACAAUUCGCGAUCCAUAAAAAAUCACUUGUUGACUCAAAACCCACGAGCCUCUUCCGUUUAGAAUUCUCCAUCCCAUUACCACCUCGCGUAAUCUAACCAUUAAUCACCCAUGAUUGGAUCUUGGCAUGCGUUGUGGCGUUAAUCUUGCCGCUAAUCGCCACCCCUAAGCUAGACCCCCUACUGCUGCUUCUGGUACAACUUGCACACUGCCCGGUGGCAGUUCAAGAAUCGAGGAAGCCAACGUGACUCUCAGUUCUGACAAGCCAUAUCAUCAAAUAUUUUUGGAGCGAGAGAGCUGAGAGGAGGAGAUCGAUGGGGUGCGUCUCGUCCAAGAUCCUGGCGAAAUCAGGGAGCUUUCAGGAGAAGGUGAGCCACAGCUUCCAGAGGAGCAGCGUGGUCGAGGAGAUCAUCCUGUCCAGCUCCAAGAGCAACGGCGACCAGUUCCUGGCCCUCCUCUGUACGUCGAACUCGUCGGCCACGGCCGGGAAGGUCAAGGAGUCCGAACAGAGCCCGGCGGCAGCGGCCGAGCCGGCCAAGAUCGAGACUAUCAACGUGUCCGAACUGCUCGCCGGGCUGGAGGAAGAGAAUUACGCUGCGGAGCAAGGGCAAGAACGGCAGGACAGUCGUGAGGACGGCGGCAAGUCGCCGGCUCAGUGCGCGGCAGACAGCGUCGCCGGCCCAUCUAGGAGUUUCCGCACGGUGGAGGAGUUCGAUGCGCUGGUGACGCAGAGCAGCUCGUCGGAACGAGCAACGGCGGUAGCAGCAACGACGUCCAGCCACGGCGCGACGGCCGCGACCACGGAGAGCAGCAGCUCGUCGGGGCUAGAAGAGCUCGCGGGACAAGGCGAGGCGGAGGCUGCCGGCGCGAAGAGGCGGGCGAGGGCGCGGCAGCUGGGCGAGCUGAAGGUGCCGCCGGCCUUCGACUUCUCCAAGUCCGGCAGCCUGCGGGACUGGCUGCACCGGGGAGGGCAUAUCUUCUCGCCGGGCUCCUACGUCACGCCCAAGUUCGGAACCGCGCCGGCGCCGGCCGAGCACGGAGGUCACAUGACCGCAGAGCAGCAGCAGCACGCGGUGUUCGACCCGGAACUGGUCGCGCAGUUCGAGCGGGCCAUGGAGCAGCUGUCCGAUGACGAGGAGCGCGUCCUGAAUGAGAUCCUGGAGGCGCUGAAGUUGGACGCCGAGGAGGAGUGUACGGCGGCGUUGGUGAGAGUGAGCGAUCAGCCGGUGGCCGUAGCUUUGCAGUAGGGUAACCGGUGAGGUAGAGUUUUGAGUUCUGGUAGCUUUUUGGAUGGUUGUAGUGUGAUUGUAAAAUUGUAACUUGUAAGUAAGAACUGUUCACCAAUGGUUUGAGUAGUUUCACUAUUCCUUA